AUGUUUUCUUCAGGCCAAGCUUUAGGUGGCCACAAAAGAUCACACUUGAUUUCCGAAGCUAAAAUGAAUAAAGAAAACACGAAUGUGAUCAAGAAACCCAAUGACCUCUUUUGUGAAACUCGAAGGUUUCUUGAUCUCAACAUGCCUCCUGAAGACGAAGAAGAAGAAGAGAUGGUUAUGAGCAGUAGUACGACAGAGUACAAGUCAUACUUCUGGGAAGAUGGAAGUAACCACCAUAACCGUGAAUCAACGCUACUAGGCUCGCUAAAACAAAGAUAA
Molecule: messenger RNA, 279 nt
Organism: Lactuca virosa
Lineage: Eukaryota; Viridiplantae; Streptophyta; Magnoliopsida; Asterales; Asteraceae
Source: the annotation of a GenBank genome assembly